UGGCAGCGAAGCAAGGACCCGCUGCGUUGUUUGGGGGCUCCGUGGGACUAAAGGGGGAGGGGAAGGCGGCCGGGAGAAACAAAUAGUAGGUAGCGGAGCCUGCGCGCGGCCCCCGCGGCCGGCCUGCGUGCGUACGUGCGUGCGCUCGCUCGCGCGGGCUCAGUGCUGGCGCGUGAGGCGGAGGCGGGCGGCAGCGGCGCCUGCGCGGUCGGGCUCGGUCGACGGUUCGCAGGGGAGGAGGCGGCGGGAGGCGGAGGAGGCGGCGGCAGCGAUGGAGGUGAAGCGGCUGAAAGUGACCGAGCUGCGGUCGGAGCUGCAGCGGCGGGGCCUGGACUCGCGCGGCCUCAAGAUGGAUCUGGCGCAGCGGCUGCAGGAGGCGCUGGACGCUGAGAUGCUCGAGGACGAGGCCGGCGGCGGCGGGGCCGGGCCCGGCGGGGCCUGCAAGGCGGAGCCUCGGCCUGUGGCCGCGUCGGGCGGCGGCCCGGGCGGGGACGAGGAGGAGGACGAAGAGGAGGAGGAGGAGGACGAGGAGGCGCUGCUUGAGGACGAGGACGAGGAGCCACCCCCUGCCCAGGCCCCGGGCCAGGCUGCGCAGCCGCCGCCGGAGCCCCCGGAGGCGGCGGCCAUGGAGGCCGCGGCCGAGGCCGAUGCUCCCGAGCAGCCGGCGGAGGAGGCCCCGGCCGAGUCAGGUGGGGUAAAUGGUGGCGAAGAGCAGGGCACCGGCAAGGGGGAGGAAGACGAGCCUGAGGAGCGGAGCGGGGACGAGACGGCGGGAUCCGAGGCGCCGGGCGAGAAGGCCGCAGAGGAACAGGGAGAUGACCAAGAUAGUGAAAAGUCAAAACCAGCAGGCUCAGAUGGUGAGCGGCGGGGGGUAAAGAGACAGCGGGAUGAGAAGGAUGAACAUGGCCGAGCUUACUAUGAAUUCCGAGAGGAGGCUUACCACAGCCGCUCCAAGUCUCCGCCACCCCCUGAAGAAGAAGCAAAAGAUGAGGAAGAGGAUCAGACGCUUGUGAACCUGGACACGUAUACCUCGGAUCUCCAUUUUCAAGUGAGCAAAGACCGUUACGGAGGGCAGCCACUUUUCUCAGAGAAAUUCCCCACCCUUUGGUCCGGGGCAAGGAGUACUUACGGAGUGACAAAGGGGAAAGUCUGCUUUGAGGCCAAGGUAACCCAGAAUCUCCCGAUGAAGGAAGGCUGCACAGAGGUUUCUCUCCUUCGAGUUGGCUGGUCUGUUGAUUUUUCCCGUCCACAGCUUGGUGAGGAUGAAUUCUCUUACGGUUUUGAUGGACGAGGACUCAAGGCAGAGAAUGGGCAGUUUGAAGAGUUUGGCCAGACCUUUGGGGAGAAUGACGUCAUUGGCUGCUUUGCUAAUUUCGAGACGGAAGAAAUAGAACUCUCCUUCUCCAAGAAUGGAGAAGACCUAGGUGUGGCAUUCCGGAUCAGCAAGGAGUCCUUGGCAGACCGGGCGCUCCUACCCCAUGUCCUCUGCAAAAAUUGUGUUGUGGAAUUAAACUUCGGUCAGAAGGAGGAGCCCUUCUUCCCACCGCCAGAAGAGUUCACGUUCAUCCAUGCCGUGCCUGUCGAGGAGCGGGUGCGCACUGCAGUCCCCCCCAAGACCAUCGAGGAGUGUGAGGUGAUUCUGAUGGUGGGGCUGCCUGGAUCUGGAAAAACCCAGUGGGCACUGAAAUAUGCAAAAGAGAACCCUGAGAAAAGAUACAACGUCCUGGGAGCGGAGACUGUGCUCAAUCAGAUGAGGAUGAAGGGACUUGAGGAGCCAGAGAUGGAUCCCAAAAGCCGAGACCUUCUAGUUCAGCAAGCCUCCCAGUGCCUUAGUAAGCUGGUCCAGAUUGCUUCCCGAACAAAGAGGAACUUCAUUCUUGAUCAGUGUAACGUGUACAACUCGGGCCAGCGGCGGAAGCUGUUGCUGUUUAAGACUUUCACACGGAAAGUUGUGGUGGUCGUCCCUAAUGAAGAAGAUUGGAAGAAGAGGCUGGAGCUGAGGAAGGAAGUGGAGGGAGAUGAUGUGCCUGAGUCUAUAAUGCUGGAGAUGAAAGCCAAUUUCUCUCUGCCUGAGAAAUGCGACUACAUGGAUGAGGUGACAUACGGGGAGCUGGAGAAGGAGGAGGCCCAGCCCAUCGUCACCAAGUACAAGGAGGAGGCCAGGAAGCUGCUGCCACCCUCCGAGAAGCGGACAAAUCGCCGAAACAAUCGGAACAAGCGCAACCGGCAGAACCGAAGCCGAGGCCAAGGCUAUGUGGGCGGGCAGCGCCGAGGCUACGACAACCGGGCCUACGGGCAGCAGUACUGGGGGCAGUCUGGAAACAGAGGGGGCUACCGUAACUUCUACGACCGAUACCGGGGCGACUACGACCGGUUCUACAGCCGAGACUACGAGUACAACAGAUACCGAGACUAUUACAGACAGUACAAUCGGGAUUGGCAGAAUUACUACUACCACCACCCCCAGGACAGAGACCGAUAUUACCGGAACUACUACGGUUACCAAGGGUAUCGGUGAAGCCCCUGCCAUGGUCGCCUGUCAGCCACGAAGCUGAGUCUCGGGGUGCCAGGCACCCCCCCAAAAAAAACACAACCAAGGAAAACAGGGGCUGUCGGGGUGGGGCUGAGCUGCCGGGGAGGGGUGGUGGGGGGGAGGGUGCGCAAGCAGGGGUGGGGGAGGGGGGAGGUGGAAACAAACAACGAAACUGUACAUUUUUUUUAAAGUUUGUUGAAAAGAAUAUUGUCUUAUUCUAUAAAACAUUUCAAACCUAGUUAGAUAUUUGUAAUCAAAAAAAAAAAACCACACAUUUGCGCAGAAAGCAGCACUUAGGGCUGCCUGUCCCAUACCCUGCAGUUGGACGGGACAAGAACGGAAAGUGUCACCCUUCUGACGUUCUGAGGCAGCCGGAUUGGUGGCCCAGAGGAGGGGGCGCGGUGGGUGGCGUGGAGAGGAGGGCGCUCUCCAGAGCAGGCAGCAGCGGGGGCCGAGGGACAGCUUGUGACCGGGGCAGUGAAAAUAAACGAUUGGCUCUUCUCAAUCACUUGCACCAACUAACCGUUUGUAUUUUCUUUACCGACCUUUUCCCUCCCGGGAUAUCUGGUCCGGUGGGCUGGGAGGCCAAAGCAUCCCUCUCUCUCUCGCUUCCUGUGCCUUCGCGCUGUCUGGCUGAGGCAUGGCGUGUGCGAGUCGGGGGGGGGGGGGUGUUUUCUGUCACAGGCGCCCCAGGCCCCCUAGGUGACGGCGUCGCAGGAGGCUGGGCCUGCAGCCCUCAGCCCGGAGGCGGGACGGGGAGGCUGGAAUCAUCUCUGCUAAGAAUCUCUGUCCUCUUAGUGGUGCGAGAAGGACCGAUUCUCAGGGUUUCCGCGCACAGAACCGAAGCAGGACUCGGCCCCCCUCGCCGCGGCAGAGUCUGUAUAUAGGAGAAUCCUGUGGUGUGGGCGGCCCGGCCCAGGUGCUGAGAGUAGCAGCUAUUUUAUACCGUGUGGAGGGCGCCGGCCCUGCUGGUUCUUUUGAUACACAGUUAGAGGGUGACUAGGAACAGGGCGGGGGGGCGGGGGGGAAGGCAGCUCAGUGGGGCUGCGGAGACGCGGGCGGAGCACGAAUGUGCGUGUGAAAGGGGCACCCCUUCCCGUUACGAGACAGGAUCGCUCCUGGGGUGCUAUCCCUGUGUGUCCCCCAGAGAGGCCUCUAGCCAAGAGACUUCAGUUGGGAUAUAUAUAUAUUAUUUUUUUUGUUUGUUCGUGACUUUACCAACACCCAGUUCUUGCCAAGCAGCUCCCACGUGCUGGGUUCAAGGCCAGGAGCGGGCUAUGGGAAUGCUCCUCACUAUAUAGCUUCAGCGUAACUCACGUUCCUGCUCCGCCUCGUGUCGGCCCAGAGCUUCCGCGGUGCACCCUGCACCCCGCACCCCGCAGCACCCUCCUUCCGGGAGAGCCCUGGGGCGUGCUGGAAAAACGCUUCACUCCCACCUCCUCCCCUGGGCAGUGUCCUUUGACGUUUUUUGUGCUGAGAUUUGCUCUUUCUCUCCCUCCUCCCUGCCGCGAAGCCCUUUUCCAGGCGCGAAAGGCCCUAGUUUCCGGCCCUGCUCGGUGCCCCUGUCUGUGACACACCCUUUGCUCCACGAGUACCUCUGACCCCAAGGCUGGAAUGACGGGGCCGGGAGGAAAGAGGUCAGCUUGCUUGCAGUGGCCUUGCCCUCGGCGCAUGAACUUCGCUGUAACCCACUAACUUUUUUACUAAGGGAGGUGGGGGAAGCUUUGCCCCUCUGCAGGACAAGGAGGUGACUGACUGGUUUCCCAAAGAACUCCGUAAGGACAAGAUUAUGUUAGACUGAGAAAUUGAACUUGAGGCAGAAGCUGCCACCCCUUUAGAACUCGGUCAGCCCUCCGGCAAAUACCAUGUUUCGACAGUGGCAUGGUUUGGGGCUACCGGGACCCUGAGGGACAAAAGCUUCAGCCACCUGGGGGGGGUGACAAGGAGGGAGGGUUGGGGGCGGUACUUGCUGUUAAUUUCCAGCAGUAGCGAGUCCUCUGUUUUAAAAAGCUGUUUUUCUGGGGUGGAAACGGCCACGUCCUUGUCGGUUUAGUCUUGAGACCACUGGCAACAACAGUAGAUGUCUGGGUUUUGUUUCUUUCUCUUGAUUAUGAAAAAACAAUGUUCUUGGGGGGAGUGGAUUAACCAGCGGGAUCGCUAGCCUUGUUUUCCUUAGACUUGUUUAGUGUUUUAUCAGACGUCUGUUGUAGUUGUUGUAGAUGGGAAAGCUUGUGAGAAAAACACCACAUGGAGCCUGUAAAUGUUUUUGCACAACCUGUAAAAAAAAAAGCAUUCUUGGAAGUGGCCAGUAUAAAAAAAAAAAGGGUUUUACCAUUUAAAAAAGAAAAAUGUAACUGUGUCAUUGUUUACAUCUGUAACUUUCCUCCCCUGUUCUCAUUACAACAUUCUGGCAAAAUGUAGGCACAGUAGCUUCCAGUUUUAGAAUAAACGACCAUUUGGAUUGAAUUCA
This is a messenger RNA of Sorex araneus (European shrew), 5003 nucleotides long. RefSeq names its product heterogeneous nuclear ribonucleoprotein U like 2 (gene HNRNPUL2). The coding region runs from base 272 to 2518 and encodes 748 amino acids. The transcript is spliced from 14 exons. Gene Ontology annotation, molecular function: protein binding. NCBI's taxonomy places the organism in Eukaryota, Metazoa, Chordata, Mammalia, Eulipotyphla, Soricidae. Gene Ontology annotation, cellular component: membrane. The record is from RefSeq and is a predicted model, not a curated record.